Molecule: messenger RNA, 3075 nt
Organism: Mus musculus (house mouse)
Lineage: Eukaryota; Metazoa; Chordata; Mammalia; Rodentia; Muridae
Gene: Serpinb8
Product: serine (or cysteine) peptidase inhibitor, clade B, member 8
Exons: 7
Coding region: 298-1422 (374 amino acids)
Biological process (GO): epithelial cell-cell adhesion
Cellular component (GO): cytosol; cytoplasm; extracellular region
Molecular function (GO): serine-type endopeptidase inhibitor activity
Source: RefSeq, marked validated
GUGCAUUAUGUUCUGAGUCACCCGACAGGCGCCUUGCCCCGAUCAGGAGGAUCAGGACAGACUUUAAGUAUCCACAAAGCAAGAAUAGCAGCAGGAUCAGCCACAGCAGCAGGUAUCUUCAAGGUGAAGCUGUGGGAGAGGCUCUCAAACCUCUCAGACCCCGGGGGCCUAGGAUAGAUACUGGCACUGAAGAACCUGGACAGAAGCCAAGAAGGAGAAAGGCCAGGAUCUCACCAAAGUUAAAGAGCCCAGGAGUUAGCAGAGGACUCCAGUGACAGAGAGUCUAGACCCUCUCAAAUGGAUGACCUCAGUGAAGCCAAUGGGUCUUUUGCCAUCAGUCUAUUAAAAAUACUGAGUGAAAAAGACAAGUCACGAAACCUGUUCUUCUGCCCCAUGAGUGUCUCCUCAGCCCUGGCCAUGGUCUACCUUGGAGCCAAAGGAAACACUGCUACCCAGAUGUCUGAGGUACUUGGUUUGAGUGGAAAUGGAGAUGUUCAUCAAAGUUUCCAGACACUUCUCGCUGAAAUUAACAAAACUGACACUCAGUACUUGUUAAAAAGUGCCUGCCGACUCUUUGGAGAAGAAUCGUGUGAUUUCCUUUCGACCUUCAAGGAAUCCUGCCACAAAUUCUAUCAGGCUGGACUAGAAGAGCUGUCCUUUGCUAAAGACACAGAAGGGUGCAGGAAACACAUCAAUGACUGGGUGUCGGAAAAAACUGAAGGUAAAAUUUCUGAAGUUCUGAGUCCUGGAACAGUCUGCCCACUGACUAAGCUGGUUCUUGUGAAUGCCAUGUAUUUCAAAGGGAAGUGGAAGGCUCAGUUUGACCGAAAGUACACGAGAGGCAUGCCCUUUAAAACUAAUCAGGAGAAAAAAACAGUGCAGAUGAUGUUCAAGCAUGCUAAAUUUAAGAUGGGGCAUGUGGACGAGGUGAACAUGCAGGUUCUGGCUCUGCCCUAUGCCGAGGAAGAGCUGAGCAUGGUCAUUCUCCUUCCUGAUGAAAGCACUGAUCUCGCCGUGGUGGAAAAAGCACUUACAUAUGAGAAGCUUAGAGCCUGGACAAACCCAGAAACCCUGACAGAAAGUCAAGUGCAAGUCUUUUUACCCAGAUUAAAGCUGGAGGAGAGUUACGACCUGGAAACUGUACUUCAGAAUUUGGGAAUGACAGAUGCCUUUGAGGAAACAAGGGCUGACUUCUCUGGCAUGACAACUAAGAAGAAUGUGCCCGUGUCCAAGGUUGCCCACAAGUGCUUUGUGGAGGUCAAUGAGGAAGGCACCGAAGCAGCUGCGGCCACUGCAGUGAUUAGGAACGCCCGGUGCUGUAGAACAGAACCAAGGUUCUGUGCUGACCACCCAUUCCUUUUCUUUAUCUGGCACCACAAAACCAGUAGCAUCUUGUUCUGUGGCAGGUUCUCUUCUCCAUAAGGGUCUUCUGGGGCUUAGAAUUGGUGAAGUGUUUGCAUUUGCAUAACAAGCACAAGACCGUGGGCACAGCCCUAAGAACCCUAUAAAAAUAGACAUGAUGGUGCCAACCUGCCGAUCCAAGCAUUUGGGAGGUGCAGGCUAGGUAGGUCACACAUUCAAGAUCAUCCAAAAUGAUACAGGGGACUCUGCCUCAAACAACAGCAACAACCAAAGUCAAGAAAGGUGAAUGUGAUUGAUUUAUAUACCAUUCUUUGCUGAAUGACAUAAUUAAAAUUCCAUGCUACCAAAUUUGCCAAGGUGAUUUCAAUGUAAAAGUAAAGAGAGUAUGCUUAGUAGUUGGUGACUAUUGUUGCUGACUGUCCCAAUGCGGUGUAUGGCUGUAUGGCAGUUUUGAGCUGACAAGAAGGCCAUACUUGAUUUGGGAUGUCUGAGGUGAAUCUCUUCACCAGCGAUACUAACAACCCAGACCCUAAAGUGCUGCUACGCCCUGUUAACAUCUCUAAGCUGUGCACCCCCACCACUGACAGACUUACCAGGGAAUGCCAGUGGAGGUCCCCCAUUCACAAAGCUAAGGGUAAGAGUUACAGAAUAACUGCCGUGUGAUUCCCGAGGAGCUGAGAGAGUAUCUCCUUCCAUCAGUGCUACCCAGUACUCCUGUAGGAGUCAGGGUUCAGGCAACUCUUUCCAUAAAGUUCAAGUGCAAGUUCAAGGACUCAGUGAGAACCUUCAGGAUGGAGCUGAGAGAUAAGGCUCUGAAGUGUUUCCUCAUCCCCCCCCCCCAACUUCUUUCUAAAGCUCCAAGUGUUUUUCUUAUCUCCUCCUACUCUUUCUAAUGGAAACAUCACAUGGAAUGAUUCUUACAAACCAUAAUUAACCACAUGCUCAGACAUGAUUCAAAUGUACUCCCAAUGCCCUAAAUGCAUAUGCAUGCCAGCAUUGUACAUAGACUCAGUGGGUUGUAUUUAUACGUCUCUCUGUGUGUGUUUGUGUGUAUGUGUGUGUGUGUGCCUCUGUGUGUGUGUGUGCCUGUGUGUGUGUGCCUCUGUGUGUGUGUGUGUGCGCCGUGUGUGUGUGUGUGUGUGUGUGUGUGUGUGUGUGUGUGUGUGUGUAAAACAAAGAAGUCAUGAAUAUGAGAGGGAGUUACAGGGCCACAGGAGGGGACAGGUGAGGAGUGAGGGAUGGGAAUAUAAAUAGACUACUUAUAUAUGAAGUUCUAAAAUAAAUUAAAAAUUAAAUAAAAAAGACUGAAUUAUAUUUUCUGACUGCAUAUCAUUUGUAUUAUGGUAGAAAGUGGAAAAUUAUAGGAAAACAUUCAAAGAAAAUUUAAGCUUUUUGAAAGUCCCCUUCUCAGAAAUCACCACUAAUGUGAACAUGUAUUAUCUCUGUUAUAGGUAUACAAAUAUACAUUCAUACUAUUUUGCCACAGGAUAAUGAUCAUUUUUGUAGCUUAUUUUUACUGUAAGUCUUGCUCACAACAAUUAUCAUUCAGUGGCAACAUCUUGCUGUGCAUUGAAUUUCAGGAUGGGGCAAAGUUUUCUGUAAUUGAACCUACUUUGACAAUUUGGAAAAUUAAAAAUGUAUUGCAGACUACUGUGCUGAAUAUCUUCAAUAGUUUAUUACACUCUUAAUUUCUCAAUAAAUAUUACUGAAAUG